This is a messenger RNA of Stylophora pistillata, 1510 nucleotides long. Its product is annotated as RYamide receptor. Gene Ontology annotation, molecular function: G protein-coupled receptor activity. Gene Ontology annotation, cellular component: plasma membrane. Gene Ontology annotation, biological process: G protein-coupled receptor signaling pathway. Lineage: Eukaryota; Metazoa; Cnidaria; Anthozoa; Scleractinia; Pocilloporidae. The record is from RefSeq and is a predicted model, not a curated record.
AGUAACAAGAAGGGAUACUGAAAUCGUAAGAUAAAGGUGGCUACCCGGGAGAAAAAUAAUCUGAAGUUUUAUUUGAUAAAGAAUCACAAGAGGGCAAGUAUCAUAAGUAUUUUAUAAAACACUAAGUACAUCAACUCGGAAGUGGAAACUGGUUAGGAAAUCUAGAGGUUCUCUUCCUCAUUCGCUUGUGGCAAAGGCUUCGGAUCCAUAUCGCUUCACAAAAGAGAACAGAAAAUGAAUAACUCAAGUAUAUUGGUGCAAAGUCCUCCUGGCGAUGAACCAACGAGUGCUCCCUCUUUAAACAUGUCAAUCCAGAUCAUCCAAGCAGUCUUGUCAUCCUUGGUUAUGGUUGGUUCGUUAUUUGGCAACACCUUGGUGAUCUGCGUUGUCACGCAAAGCCUCCGCAUGCGCACUGUGACCAAUUUUCUGAUUGUGAACAUGGCAUGCGCCGACAUUCUUUACACACUGGUUUCUUUUCCUCCAUUGUUCGUCAUGAUUUUCGAUGGAUACGAAUGGGCAAUGAGUAGCCGCGGGCUCGGCAUCUUCUUCUGCCAGGUGGUGAAUUUUGGUCAGUAUAUGUUGGUUCCCGUUUCUGUCCUCACUCUAGCCGCCAUCGCUUUUGAUCGAUUCUUUGCCAUUUUGAUUCCACUGAAGCGUAUCAUCAGCAAACGUGUCUUCCGCUACCUCGUUAUUGCCAUCUGGGUGACUUCCGCAGCCGUAGCCGCGCCUUUAUUGUACGCAUUACAAGUUACUAGAGACAGUAAGGGGGGCUUGUCAUGCGCUGAAAAAUGGGCUCCAGUCUUUGAUGAAACUACGGCACGCAGGGAUUACACACUGGUUUUAUUCUCCGUAAUUUUUUGCCUCCCAAUUUCCGUAAUGAUUGCCUUGUACUCGAUAAUUUGUCGCCAUUUGUGGUCCAUAAAGCCCCCUGGGGAAACGGAGCAAGAGGAAUCCAAGAACUUGAUUAAACGACGUAAUUCUCGGAGAAAUGUCGUGAAAAUGCUUAUUACUGUUGUUGCGGUUUUUAUCAUAUCUUGGUUACCAUGGCAAAUUGUCAGUCUAAUUUUCUACUUUCAAGAAGUUAGUAUUUCAGAGUCACUUUACUUCUCUUGUGAGAUAUUCAUGCGCGCCAGCUGCGCUUUCAAUCCAUUGGUUUACGCAGUUUUUAGCGAGAAUUACCGUCAGGGAUUUAAGAAGGUGCUUGCCCGAUGCUGUUGUUCGAAGAUUAAGGCUUUCGUUCCGCAAAGAGCUUUCAGUACUUCGUCUUCGCGCCAGCAAACGGCGCCUUUCUUACUAAAGAGUGAUUACGCCUUAUCGAGGCGAGAAGGCAGCAAAAAAGCUUGUCGGGAAGUGAAAGAUAAUCAUCAUGAGGAACAUCAAAUUUGAAGCGAACGAGAGUUACAAUUUGUACAGUGGUUUCGAAUUGUCAGUAGACAAAGUAUUGAAACCUCCUUAAGGUUACCGAGCCCUUAAGGGGUGUCUCGCGUGCAAGCGAUGUCGCGCUUCCGGU